UUUCUUCUUUUUGUUUCCAUUCGGCUUCGCUCGUUGCUCUUUCCUCGUCUGAUCGGAGCGCGCACGACGGCUGUGCGGACUCGUAUCUGCAGAGAGAAGUGUGGACAACAACCCGCUGUGACAGGAACAAAGGUAACUCAGUAUGAGUCGAGAUGUAUGGAUUAAGAAGAAAGCCAAAGCCAGUGAUGACAGUGGUUGGGCUGAAAUGGGCGGCUACAUGGCGGCCAAGGUCUCCAAGCUGGAAGAGCAGUUUAAGCUUGACGCCCCCAGGGAGAAACAGAAGCAAGGCAUAUGCUCCAACAUCUUCAGCGGAGUGGCCAUUUACGUCAAUGGCUACACAGACCCAAGUGCGGAUGAGCUGCGGAGACUGAUGAUGCUGCACGGAGGCCAGUUCCACGUCUACUACUCGCGCUCCAAGAUCACACACAUCAUCGCCAACAACUUGCCCAACAGUAAAAUCCAGGAGCUCAAAGGGGAGAAGAUCAUCAGGCCGCAGUGGAUCACGGACAGUGUGAAGGCUGGGCAUCUCCUGCCGUACCUGCAGUACCAGCUGUACACCAAACACAAAGGGCCGCUCUUCCCUGGCAUGCCGCUGCGCCAGAUCUCAGAGAUCGCAGGACCGAGCAACGGGCCGCUGCAGCCCAGCGUCCAUCAGAAGCUCCACCUGCAGCAGCACAGCGUACGACACUCUGCGCCCAAACAUGACCACCCGUCAUCCAGCCACCAGAAUGAAGCCAACCCAACACCCAGCCACAGCCAACCUCAGUCCCUCCAGCGCAGCGCUGCAGCUUUCCUCAUGAGCCCCCAGCCAAGUCACUUAGCGUCCAGUCACCUCAAUACAGACCCCAGUCACAGAGGCCCUUUACCCGCCCACUCAAUUUUAAACCCAAGCAGCACAAAGCCCCCACAGUCUUAUCUUCAGACACCUCAACGUUGUCUCAGCAACCAGAGAGCCGGCCAACAGCAACCUCAGAGCAACACCUGCCAGAGCGGCUGCAAGGAAGUGGACUUGAAAGUAAAUGGAUCCUUGCAGACCUCAGCUGACUUGAUAAUGAGCCAUUCCAAAAUGAACAAAAUGCAACAGUGUGGCAAAGACCUUUAUCCACCGGCGGUAAAGCAAGUGCCCCUGACCAAUGGACACGUUCAUCAUGUUAAUGGUGCCUUAAAACCAGAGGACCUGUCUCCUGUUUCAGGCGACCCCUCUGUUGACGAAGAACUGCCUGACUACAGAGUCCAGAGUCCUGAUAUUAAACCUCAGAAUCGUCCAGUGCGGUGUCAGGCCAAACCCGACCCGUAUGAGUUUCCCCACAGUCCUCCGAAGCAAUCCGACCAGUGGCCUGUCUGUUUGGAGGAGUCCAGCGCUCAAGCAGCCAACGAGCAGAGACAUAAACCACCCCCACCCUCCUACCAGGAGGCCAUCAAAGCCACCGAAAGCCACCUAAUCCCAAAACAGCUUCAGCCAUCCCUUCAGGUGGAUUCACCCCCUGAAAAGACUCAUCUAUCCUCCGCAUCUCAAUCUCUUUCACAUUCCCAUGUUCGACUGAACGGAAGUCACCACAAGGCCUUUUCAUCAGAUCCUGCAUCGUUCAAUACAACUAUCACUGACAAGCCGCCAUCAUCAUCAUCCUCCUCGUCGGCGGGCAAGUCUUCAGCUCAGCUGCAGACAAAGACGAAUGAUUUGAUCUCCGAGUUCUACUCUCACUCACGUUUACACCAGAUCUCCACGUGGAGGACCGGCUUCUCCGAGUAUGUCAAUGAACUGCACAGCAAACGAAAAGCAGCAGGGGGCGCCUCCUUUCCAGGGAAAGAGCGACUAAGGAAAUGUGUGGCACUGCGCUCUUCAGACAGUCAAGGAACAUCAGCAGCCACAAAUGUGAAAUCUUGUAUCCUUCACGUGGACAUGGAUUGUUUCUUUGUGUCUGUGGGGAUCCGACAUCGACCGGACCUCAAAGGAAAGCCUGUCGCUGUGACCAGUAACCGUGGACAGUCCAGAGUGCCCCUUAGACCAGGGGCCAACCCUCAGCUGGAGCAGCAGUACUACCAGAGGAAACACACUCUUCCUCCAACAGAGGGAAGUGAUGAGGAUCUACCAAGAACUCCAUCACAACAGAGUCCUGAGUCACAUGUCAACGGAGUGGACCAGGACCCUGCUGUUAUGUCAAUGGCAGAGAUUGCAUCUUGUAGUUAUGAGGCUAGACAGGCGGGCGUGAGGAACGGGAUGUUUUUCGGCAAAGCGAAAAAGUUGUGCCCCUCGCUCCAGUCCGUCCCGUAUGAUUUUGAGGCUUAUAAAGAGGUGGCUCUCAGCAUGUAUGAGACUCUGGCUAGUUACACCCAUGACAUUGAGGCUCUGAGCUGCGAUGAGGUGUUGAUAGACGGCUCCGCUCUGCUGACCGAGCUGGGCAUCAACGCGGAUGAUCUUGCUGAAGCUAUUAGAGCAGACAUCAAGGAGAAGUCAGGAUGCUGUGCCUCAGUGGGCAUGGGCUCCAACAUCCUGUUGGCUCGGCUGGCGACGCGAAAGGCCAAGCCGGACGGGCAGUACUUCUUAAAGUCUGAAGAGGUGGAUGAUUUUAUCAGGGACCUGCCAGUAACCAGCUUACCAGGUGUUGGGCCUGUUAUGGGCAGGAAGUUGGCUGCUAUGUCCGUGAGGUCAUGUGGGGACCUCCAGCAGUUGUCUCUGUCUCAGCUGCAGAAGAAGUUUGGACCCCGGACCGGACAGACCCUGUUCCGUUUCAGCAGAGGGCUGGAUGAUCGGCCCGUCCGCUACGAAAAGGAAAGAAAGUCUGUCUCGGCGGAGAUGAACUACAACAUUCGCUUUACAAGGAUUGAUGAGGCAGAGAGUUUCCUGAAUAACUUGUCCAUGGAGGUUCAAAGACGUUUACAAGAAGCGGGGCUGCGGGGUCGCAGAGUUACGCUCAAGGUCAUGGUUCGCAAGGUUGGAGCUCCACUGGAGUCGGCUAAAUAUGGUGGUCAUGGCAUCUGUGAUAACCUGGCCAGGACUGUGAUGCUCCCUCAAUGCACCGACAGUGGUCAGCUGAUCGCCACUGCAGUCAUGAAGCUGUUCCACGCCAUGAAGCUGCAGGUUCAGGACCUGAGAGGAGUCGGCAUCCAGGUCCAGCUCCUUGAGGGACAUCACUCUGUCCCUCAGGACUCCACAGGCCAGGGGUUACGCUCCAUCAAAGAGCUGUUACUCGGUCAAGGAAGUGCCAAAACCCACAACAGAGGUUCGUCUCGGGUUGUAGGUGCUGCAGAAAACGGCACGCAUCAGGAAAAGACUCAGACAAUAGCCUCAUCAUCUGGCUCCACUCCACAUCCUUUGUCUCCUCCUGAGCCGGUCCCAGGGACAAGCAAAGACCAGCAGGCACGAACUCCGAAGAAUCCUCGAGCACGACUCAACUUCAGUAUCGAAAUCCCCUCCCCUUCACAGGUGGACCGUUCUGUGUUGGAGGCCCUGCCUGCAGACCUGAGGGAGCAAGUGGAGCAGUCGUGGAGUCAUCGGGACAGGAGACCAAACAAUCAUCAUUCACCGAGUCCACAGAUGCCUGCUCCUCCUCCUCCUCAGUCAGCCUCUCUGAAGACAUGUCCGACCUCACCUCCUCGUCCGUCUGCCUCCGGACCUGCACUGAACGCUCCACCCUUCGGAACCUUGGUUCUGCAGAUUCCAAACCAGCCAGACACUCCAGGAAUUGUACUGGAACUACCACACUUCUCACAGGUUGAUCCAGAUGUUUUCGCUGCCCUUCCCAAAGAGCUUCAGGAAGAACUGAAGUCUGCCUAUAACCGCAUAACUGUCCAACCUCAGACAAAAAUGUUGGAGCAGAAGAACCCACUGAUGCAGCUAAAACAGUCAGGAGCAGGGGCCGGUGUCGGUCGUAUGAAGCGACGCUACAAGAGAAAAAAUGCAGCGAGUCCGGUUAAAAAAGGACCUUCUCCUACGAAGAGGCGUCACACAACAAACAGCCCUGCUAAAACCCUGCCACCUCUUAGCACAUCACGGGGAUCAAACAUGGUAAAGACUGAAAAUGUUCCCUCGGCAUCCCCCUCAAAACCAGUCAUCCCUGAGUCUCUGACAAAAUUCAUCCCUCGUCCUGCUCCUGCGUUGGCUGGAGCCUGUGACCUGACGGAUAUUAAAACCCUCCUACGGGAAUGGGUCACCUCCAUAACAGAACCCAUGGAGGAGGACAUCCUGCAGGUGGUGAAAUACUGCACUGAUCUGAUCGAGGACAAAGAUCUGGAGAUGCUGGAUUUGGUUAUGAAAUAUAUGAAAAGACUCAUGCAGCAGUCGGUGGAGUCCGUCUGGUGUAUGGCUUUUGACUUUAUCCUGGACAACGUGCAGGUGGUUGUGCAACAGGCCUACGGUAGCACCCUGAAGAUGGCAUGAAGAACGAGGGGAAUCUGAUUUCACUGUGUUCACCACAUCUUGUUUUGCUACUUUGACGAAGACAUUUGACUAAGACAUCUGCAGCACAGAUUUUGACACCUCCUCAAUUGUGAUGCCACUGCCACGUCUGCCAUGUAAUGGCCUCACAAACACAAAGUAUGAGACCCAUGACAGUAUUAAAUGAACGUAUGUACAGAACAUUGUUUUAUUGCUCUAAAAGAGACAUGUUACACAAUCUGAAGAACUGGUAAUGUUCCUAUUGAAGAAAUGAAAACCCAGAACAGUGCUAAUUGUAGCAGUUUUUGGAAAUUCCUCCUUUUCCGAUGAAAGCUCUUUCUAUCCCCAACAAUCAGUUCCAUAGGCAUGAGACAUUUUUGUGGUAAGAUUUCUGCUGGCAGUACUUCAAUAUUUCUUACACACUCAAACGAGCGAGAGCUGGUAACAUUUUAAAUUCCUAUUUCCCAUGUAAGUAUUUUCCAUCUGACACAGCAGUCGAAUUCCCCUAUUUCUCUAAAGUAAUAAAUUGUGUCCCUCAGAAUCACUUUCAGUCCAGGUUUAAAAUACUGACAUUAUCAUCAUGUUUAGCAAUUUUUGACUUGUAGCACUGCUCUGACAUCAACAUUCUCCUGUUUUUCAUUUAUGUUUCUUUGGUGUUCGAUGCGAUCAACACCGAACUGUGAAAUAUCCACUACUGCUGUGUUUUAAAAAACUAAAUAGACUCUGGUACAAGCAGUAGUAUGUUUUUCUCUUUCUUGUUUGUUGCAAAAAGUGCCAAAACCUGUUUAUUCUAAAAUGUAAAUAAUGUUUUUCAAAGAUCCUUGUUUAAAGUUUUAAAAGAAAAGAUGUAUGUAGAGGGCUUACCUCUUGUAUUGUUUACAUGUAGUGAAUUCUUAGUAACUUUCUUUAAAUUGUAAAUUUUCUCACUCUAUUCGUUUGUACGUGUUCCAACCUGGAAAUCAGAAGCUGGCCAAAGCACUUCACGUGAGGUCAACUGUUGAUUCUCAGUAGCACUCUGAUUCCGGAGGACUAGGGUUAUGGCAAUCAAUAAGUAGCCAAUGCAUCUCUUUUUUUCACUAAAGAGUAAGAUGUCCCUUCGAGAUAAUGUAACGUUUCAUAUUCGCUUUGUACUUGGGAGUAAAUCUUGUUUUUACAAUCUGUUUUCACUGGUUUCAAAAACCUGAAUAUCAAAAUAAUGCUGGAUUUGCAUGGGAGCAGGAGGUGUGAUCUUCUGUAACAUCACAUUGCUGGAGAAAUGUGUGGCUACAUCAUUGUAUUUCUUUAAAUUGAACUGUUAUCACUGCGAUGAUGGUGAUCAGAGGUAAUCAGCAGAUGCGGUCGGCUGGCCAUCUUGUGAUCUCACCACGGAAGACACCAUGUGUGUGGAUUGCAUAAGUUUGUUUAAAGCCGUUUCCCUAUAUGCAAACCAAAUCAAGCUGUCAUGUUUCUUUUUUUUUUUUACUAGUUGAAAUGAAUGUAAUUCAUAAUGUGCAAGUGUCCACUCGCUCAUUUUCAAGAAGUUGCUUCUCUUCACCUGUCAUAUCUUUCCAGAAGGGAAUGGCCAGGAGUUCAACUCGGCCAGUCUUGUCUUCUCCGAACUGGAUUGUGCCUGACGACCUUAAGCUGUGAACCUGUUUGUAAGUUUUUCUAAAUCUUGGUAAUAAACUGUAAACUCUGUAA
Messenger RNA from Platichthys flesus (European flounder), 6055 nucleotides. It is a transcript of the gene rev1, whose product is annotated as REV1 DNA directed polymerase. Gene Ontology annotation, molecular function: damaged DNA binding; DNA-directed DNA polymerase activity; deoxycytidyl transferase activity. NCBI's taxonomy places the organism in Eukaryota, Metazoa, Chordata, Actinopteri, Pleuronectiformes, Pleuronectidae. Bases 143 to 4378 code for a protein of 1411 amino acids. Gene Ontology annotation, biological process: error-free translesion synthesis; error-prone translesion synthesis. The record is from RefSeq and is a predicted model, not a curated record. The transcript has 21 exons. Gene Ontology annotation, cellular component: nucleus.